Ailuropoda melanoleuca (giant panda) is the source of this 1044-nucleotide messenger RNA. RefSeq names its product proton-coupled amino acid transporter 2. The record is from RefSeq and is a predicted model, not a curated record. The transcript is spliced from 6 exons. Lineage: Eukaryota; Metazoa; Chordata; Mammalia; Carnivora; Ursidae. Bases 483 to 845 code for a protein of 120 amino acids.
ACAACUGGGCGGGGCGUUGAGCUCUGAGCGCGGCCGGCGACUCCCGUCAGCUCUGCCCCCCCUGAGCUCUGGGCUCCUGUCUACACACGCGGUGUUUUCCUUAACACGUCGCGGGGAGCAUAUGUUGCUUUUAUAAUUUAAAAAGAUGCAUCUUUUAGAAAAUCACCCAGUCAGGUUUUUCGAAGCUUAUACAAAUUCAUUCGUGGUUGCUCCUGGAAAUGGGACUCUGUAAGUGGGCAUGGAAACAGUUCAGCAAAAGCUCUCCUGAAUCUGGUUUGGAUUAGGGAAGCAAAGAAGAUGAGGAUGACAACAAGAAUCACAGGUUAUCAACAGCCAAUGGGACCACAGGGACUGCAGAGCAGAGCACUCUUGCCUCCCAUGCCCACCGUGGCUGGACGUCCGCAUCUGCGCAGUGUGGACACUCCCUUUUCCUGGUGCUCCUGGUGUUCAUCCUGAACUUCCCUGGCCUUCGGACCUUCUCCAUGCUGGCCAGCGCUCUCCUGCUCGGAAUCCUCGUCCUCAUCUUCCAGCAGCUCUCCAAGGUUUUGCCUCUGGAGAACAAGAUGCAGAGCCACACUCAGUUCCCACUCAUCCUCCGUGGAAGGAUGUUCGACAUCACCACCCUGGACAUAGCCCUGGGCUACCUCAAGUUUGGGGCCACCACCCAGGUUGCACCAGUCUGUCAAGUUCCUCUCCUUGGGGAGUAUCUGCCUCAGACGCCUGCAGGACACACAACUGUGGAGAUCAUGUGCCCUUCACUGAAGCUCUGGGCCUUCACAGUAGACCCAGGCACCCUCACUGCUGUGAUCUGUCUGACACAAGUGCAGGACGAGAGCCCGUCCUGAAAGGGGAACUGCAGGGAAGAGACAGUACAGCAGAGGUAUCUACUACAUGUGGGACACGACACUCAGAAUGGAAAGGAAUGCAGAGCUCACCACCAACACACAGCCCCGCUCCCCCUAGAGCUGAUCGUCUCCUGCUCUGAUGGGAUGUGAGUACUCAGUAGACUUCUCACGCCUCUUUUUCUUCCAGCACUUUAUCAGA